AUGUCCAACCUCGUAGCAGAAGCGACAUCCUUCGUCCACUCCUACGCCGCCCUCUUCGCCUCUCCCGACGCCUCCUCGCCGGACCAUGUCGGUGCUCUCUGCGAGAAGAUUGGCCGGCAUUAUAGGCCGGGCAUGACCAUGUUCACCAACGGGCAGAUCUCACGCUUCGACACCCAGAGAGAUGCAGCGCAGUUGAUCGAGAAAGAAAUGCGCAACAACAUCUCCACCGGCCUUGGAACCAAACUCCUGCUCCGAUCCAUCGACAAAAUCGAACCUUACAGCGAGACGUCGGCUAUAUGCUGGUUGAAGUGGACGUUUGAGCCGAUGGAAGGGAGUGAGUUUGAGGGGAAGGGGUGGACUUUUGUGAAUGUGUAUGGGUUUAGGAAGGAAAAGGAAGAUGAGGGAGAGGGGAAGGGGGGAAGGGGGUGGGAGUGGGUGGUGCGGGAUCAGGAGGUUGAUGAGGUUAGGAGGGUCACUGGGGGGACUUUUGAGUGA
Messenger RNA from Saxophila tyrrhenica, 495 nucleotides. RefSeq lists its product as uncharacterized. The record is from RefSeq and is a predicted model, not a curated record. The coding region runs from base 1 to 495 and encodes 164 amino acids. The transcript is spliced from 2 exons. NCBI's taxonomy places the organism in Eukaryota, Fungi, Ascomycota, Dothideomycetes, Mycosphaerellales, Extremaceae.